Dothidotthia symphoricarpi CBS 119687 is the source of this 4134-nucleotide messenger RNA. RefSeq lists its product as uncharacterized. The record is from RefSeq and is a predicted model, not a curated record. NCBI's taxonomy places the organism in Eukaryota, Fungi, Ascomycota, Dothideomycetes, Pleosporales, Dothidotthiaceae. The transcript is spliced from 6 exons. Bases 1 to 4134 code for a protein of 1377 amino acids.
AUGGCUUCAAUCUGCCGUGCGCGGCUUCUCUCUGAUCUCAGUGGGAAGACUGCGUGCGAUAAAGAGGCAACCUCCUCGGAUGGGCGGUUGUGCGCGUUCCACUCGCGCCAAUGUCAAGCCCUGUAUCGAGGCUACAAAAAGCGCAAUGCUGAGCUCGACUCGCUGUCAGAAGCACCGCCAUUGUACCUCUCGAGUAAGAAGACAUCAGUAGUAACAUACGACUUCACGGAUAUCAGCGAGGAAACUACGCUCCGACAAAUUCACGAUUACCUAUUUCGCAAGUAUAAUCUGCUCGAUCGUGUGAUUCGCGCUCGAAGUCUGCAUCACAGCCAUUUCUUUGCUAUUGACAAUGACUACGGCCACGCGAAGUACCUCGACAGGCUGCAAAAUGAGAGACAUGUCAUGGUCAAGGCCUUGGAGAAGCUUGGGAAGAGAGCUGCUGCAGUCAUGUAUGAGCAGAAGCAGUGGUUCGAUUGGGUCAAGAAAUGUCAGGAAGAAGAAGAAAAGCAAGGGGAAAACGAGAGCAAAAAGGUCAAGCUCGAGUCGCUCCUGCUCAAACGGCACCAGAAAGAGAUCGACCGUCACCAGAAAGAGGUUAGGAGGAAGGAGGAUAGGAAGCGAGAAGAACAGUUUCUCGAUGAAACAUACAAACAACGUCUGUCAGAGGAAGAAGAGCAAGAGGAAUGGGACCCUAUCCAAGACAUCAACGGCUACGAACGCGACAACUAUAUCGAUCUUAUCAAGUUCUUUCUCAUGCUGGAAGAUGAAGCUGAGGAAACUGAACCUGCCCAACUCGACGGAGCUGCUGACACGAAACCUGCUGGGAAAGCUCUAUCGAAAUCGGCAAAGAAGCGCCAGAAAGCGAAAAAUGCCGAACUCAAAAAGAUGGCAGAGCCCGCAUCGCAGACCGGUGAAGGGAGGGGCGCGAACGUCAUUGAAAUGGAGACCAAAGUUCAGAUGAGGGAGAGGUUGCGGCAGCCAGUCAAGUUCGAGCGAGCCAAGGGCUGGUACGUGGAAGGCGGCGGCCCUGUAGGGCUUGAUGCUUCGACUCCCAUCCUGCCCGAGGAGGAGAUAGAAGCGCUGCUGGAUGAAGUUGCUGAGAUAAAGAACUUCAUCUUUUGUCGGCUACUCUUGUCCCAGGCCACGCUUCUCCCGGUUGCACUUGAAGCCGCCAGUAUAGACGAGUUCUUAGCCCAUGACCAAGUCACUCGAGAGCAUCUGCGAGACUUGUGCCUCAAGCUGGAGCGGCCUGGCCUGCAGGAUGUUCGUGACGCGUGUGCAGACUUCAUUCGGGAAAGAGACGGAGUCGAAGAGGAAGAGUCAGAAGAACCUACGGAGGAGACAGACGAGCAAGGAGAAGGAGGAAUUCCAGAGAAGUACAGACUAGUCUCCAGAAACGGGGACCGAAUGCCGGAAAAGUACCAGACUAAGAGAGAGAAGGCAGCCAAGAAAGCGAAGAAACAGCCACCCGGGAUGUUCAACUCCGAGACGGAUGGCGUUCUUGACUUCGGGAAAGUUACGGACGAAAAGAAAUACUCCCGGAAGCGGAUGCGUAUCAAGAUAUGCGGACGAUACAUGUACAACUAUCCCAGUGAGAAGGCCCUCAAUCGAGGCGGAUGGUUCCACUUCUCAGUCAUCGCUAAAGACUCUGACCUCUUCGACGCUGUCGAGCUUUGCCGCAACUGGAACGAGUUCUUCGAGCUCAACAUCCUGUGCAUGUACCACUACUUCCCUGCACCAAAAUGGACGCGCUUCAUUGGAGAUUUGCCACGCCAGCAACUACUGCAGCUGGGCUUCAUACCGUACUUCAGCGGCGACAAAGCAGAGAACGUCACAAACUACUUCCAGACAGGGAGUCGUGGCAUGGCACGUCGGGCGCACUCGAUUGUCGAAAUGAGGAACUUCAUCUGCGGUCAUAUCAAGCGCGACGACCCAGUAAGCCGCCGCUUCAUCCAGUACCUGGCUUUGGAGACGUUCGAGCUUCGGGCGUUGGUUCGAGAUCGCAAGACGGGGCGUAUUUUGAUCACUCCUCCUGAGGAUGAGCUUUGGAUACUCCGACAAAAGAGCGGAUGGGGGAGAGCUGCUCGCAAUGAGUUCGAUAUUCUUGGAGAAAUUGGGCCUACCUUCUUUGAACAGAUGGACAAGUCGCGCAAGUGGCACUUUGGCUUUGCCGAGGUCUAUGAUGUGUAUGUCUGGGAUUCCAGUCCUGGUCGAUCGUUUCUUAUCCUCCAGAGGAAGCUAGAAGAGAUCCUCACCCGUGCUAUGCGAGUCCACAAGCUGAAGGACAUGUUCUCGCAAGCACGGCCCAUUCUUGCAACGAUCACAAAAGACCCCAACACAGAACGUUGUCGCAGCAUCAAACCGGAUGAGCAGGUUACGAGCAUGUGGGAUGAUCUUGACAAGACGGCAGUGAUAUGGGAGUGGUCGACGCAACACGGGGCUAAAGAGACGGAGUUUGAGCCGCGAUACACAGAAGCCGACGAGCUUGAAGAUGCCCUUCUUUUCCCGCUAGAAGCCACGGGCGAGAUGGCGGACAAUCUGUUCCGCAACAAUCCAAGCGCGAUGGAGAUUUUUGAGAAGCAGUCGAUUGACGUCCGCACAUUCGCUGCGGAUCUGGAUACUGACGACGAAUUCUCUGGUUCUGAAGGGGAUUUCGACUCGGAUAUGGACGAUGAAGCGUUCGAGGACGACGGAGAACUCGACGGCCUCGAAGACGACGACAACGACGAAGACUGGGACACGGAGGAGGGCUCGUCCGACGGGGAAUACGGAUAUGUUCACAAGGGAGAGGUUGGAGCCGCAAAUGAAGCCAUCGACGUGCUGACCAAGAUGUUCAAGGGGUCGAGCUUCCGCGAACCAGACUACUUCUUGUCUAUCAUUCGCAACCCCUCAAAGGCAAACCAGAUUCCCGAGUCGAUCAGAAACAAUCCUGCAGACUUCAUGGCUAGCCUCCGAAUUGCGCUUAGAAGCCAGAAGGCCUACGACAGCAGUCACAUAGGUAUCGAGGCAGACUUCCACCGACAUUUGGACCGUCAGAAAAGCAAAAUUUUCAAGCAUAGCUGGCACAUGGCAGACCAGGAACCCGAUGCGUUUGCACACUACUAUGGACAGAUGUUUCUGUUCAACGCCAUGGAAGACUACGUCAUGACCAGUGGGGUUGAUCCCGGCCCCUUUGAACUCUGCAAGUUCAUGCGCAUGAAGGAUUUGUUCCUCGAGGAGCGAAGGAUUGUAGACGAUGCUUUCAAGGCCUACGCCUCCAUUGCUGCUUUCUUCAAGACGGAGGCUUUCCUCGCCUCUGAAGAUGGCAAGCCGUUCAGGGAAUCGAAGCUGCUCAACCAGGCGGAGAGAGCAAAGCAGGUCCCGGAUCGCAGGACACAUAUGAGCAACAAAACGAUGCCCACUUCUUUCUGGCGUGACUGGGAUAAGCUGCUGAAAGACAACGGCAGGAGGACUAGAGACACUGUCGAGGAUAUCUUUCCCACGGAAUGGCGCAAUGCUAUCCGUCCUAUCAUCAUACGCUUAUUCCGAGCAGGCAUCAUCUGCCAGUCCUACGCUGGCGCAGCAGCAGGCAUAGCGGUGGCUAAGGCGGAGCCUGGACGACCAACGGACCUGUACAUCGACUAUCGCGCAGGCAUUCCAGUAUCGAAGAUAGUGUCGCAUCUAGCCGACCCAACAACGCUCGACCGGGAUUUCAUCGUCGAGAAGGCCCGUCUAUUCCAGAGCCUGGAAAGGAACGCGACUUUCUCAGUGCUGAGAUUGUGGUCGGCGCCUCACUUCUACCCGCUCAUGCUCGGGAUCGAUAAGCGACCGAUGUGUGCGUUCUUGGACGAUCGAGGGCGCUGCUGGGAGUUCAAGUUCAUCCCCAAGGACAUGCCGUACAGCGAGUGGUCUAUCCACCAGCAACUGUCGCUCAGACUCGAGCCGUACAGGAGGAUCUUUGGCUACCAGGUCGUGGUUGCAAAAGACCUAGUGCUCAUCAUGGGCAGGAACGAGAAUAACACCAGGCAGCUGAGCGAGGCCGUUACGUGGGCCAUCCAGACUAAGCCGUGGAGGCUGGAGGUGGACUUUUGGCGGAGCUUCGUCAACGUGGAUGUGGAGUUCUUGGAGGAAUUGGAUCCGAGGUGGCUGGAGUAG